AUGUCUACCUCAUCUUCCGAGUACGCUUCUAACAACGUCAUGGUUAACGUCAACCCUUUUAGUAGCGAUGGCAACCACGUGAUGGGCGAAUCCUUUGGUCGCUAUAAUGACUUCGUAGUGGUCUAUUUCAAUGGUGCCAUUGUCACCUCGAUGUUCACUUGCUUCGAUAAUGAAGAUACAGCCUUGUUCCCACGACCAACCGGUAUACAAUACGAGUACAAAGGUCGUAAAGGUUUUGUUGAUGAAUUUGGUAUCAAGCACUACGGUGCUAAUAAAAACGAGACUGCCCAAGUCCUUUGCCUCUUGGACCACCUUAUUACUUUCAUCAAUCAAAUUGGGAAGCAACAUACCCAUAAGGACGUAAAGAUUAGAUUGAUCAUUAGAGAUCCUACUCUCGAGGUCUUUGAUAGCGCCCAUCCAGAAGCCAAAAAGAUCUUAGAAAAGCUAUUGCGCCCUUACCCUUUCACGACCGAUGGGACCUCGGUGUACGGACGCUUGAAGCUCCCUGUACUACCCGAGGAAGUCAAUGUUAUCAUUUUAAAGCCCAAGUGCUCUGACCAGGAUCCCCGGAUUGCUGAAAAACUCAACAAGCAAUGCCGACUCCGUCCAAAAGUUCGAGAUGAACAUAGGUCCUCGGUCGAACCCAAUAGAGUCAGAAUUGCCAAAACAUCGUACCCAAUGGGCCAAAACAGAUCUGCGAGUCCAUCUGCUGUUUUUCUCUUGAAGCAAGGAAUUAGACUUAUCCUUCAUUUUGUCUUGGAGGACCAUGUCAUAAAGCAAGCAUUGGAAAUGGGGCACCGCGAAUCGAUUCGUGAUUUCUUGAGGACGAUAAAGCCAGUCACAUGGAUAUCGGUUGGCUAUGUUCGAUUAGCCACAGAGCCUAAAUACAUUUCAUCUGCACACAGUUUGAAUAGGAAGAUGACUGGCACCGAGAUGGCAGAAGAAGUACGCCUUUACUAUGCCGUUACCCGUAAGCCUAUUACUGCAGAUGAUUCACUUCACCUUCUUCACGAAGUCUUAUCUAGCAUGGCUGCCAACCCGAUUACAGCGGCCAAGCGUGCGGCGGCAGCAGCUGCACGAAAACCCUUUGCUCGUCUUGACUACUCCAAGCAAACGUCUCAAGUCGAUGCCUCUGCCAUUUCAAGCUGUGGCCGAAGAGUAUCUCACCGCGGUGGUCUAGGCUCAGAGAGUAGUGGACCUCACCAAGGCAGCGUGCAUCAAAGCCGAAACAAGCAAUACCCAACUGGUACGUUAUCCCGGACACAACAGCGUACCAUUGAGUCAUUUCUACAGGGAAUAACACAGAGCAGUACAGUCAAUGUUGAUCCAUCAUGUAGGGGUAUACACUGGAUCGUUUCAGCCACGCUAUUGCAACCACACGUAUCAAAUGCCAUAGCACACCUUCGCCAAAUAACAGAGCGCGCUAUUAGAGUGCAUUCAUCUGAGCAUUUUCCUCCAGGAGACAAGGGAUCACCAACCAUCUCAACACCCAAGGUCAACGUUCAGCUCCAUGGAAGGUUCUCUAUGCCACUCGUUGAUUCACUGGUAGACGCCGGGCUGCUAAUAGAAUCAAAUGCGUCGUGGGCAAACAUGGUAUUAUCUGAAACUCAACCUAUAUUCGUGGUCGCAGACUCGAAGGGUAUACGAGAGUGUAAGCUCACUCACAAUUCAUGUGCAAUUCUUGAGGAAUCGUGCCCACCUCACGUUGGUAUAUCAAGUCCACAAGCCAAAGCACAAAGCUAUUCGUUUCGUUCGCGUGGUAUAAUGACUGGCAAUGGUACCGGUCCAUCGAUCACGAUACAUAGAUCAGGAACGCUACAGUACCAAGGCAAACCAGAGAACGCAUAUACUGUGGGCAAGUGUUUUAAAGAGUGCAUUGAGUCCAUUUGCCGGGGCUUUUAUAAUGGAUGGGUUUAUCAUCUUCGGUCACCCCUUCCUCAGCCUAACUUCCAGCACCGUCUUUCCACUGGACCCGCUCCCAAACUGGAACCUUCAAAACCUUCGGCAUCGGACCCUACCACCUACCUUCCACAUCUCGCUUAA
This is a messenger RNA of Drepanopeziza brunnea f. sp. 'multigermtubi' MB_m1, 2043 nucleotides long. The record is from RefSeq and is a predicted model, not a curated record. Lineage: Eukaryota; Fungi; Ascomycota; Leotiomycetes; Helotiales; Drepanopezizaceae.